AUGAUCCGACGUUUUAUAUUCCAUCAGGUUUUUAAAUUUCAAAAAUCCCCCCAAAAUUCCCCAAAAAAAAUAUUUUUUCAGAUCUACAAAAUUUUUAAUUUCUUCUGGCGACAACUUUUUCGUUGGAUUAAUUUAAAACAAUUUGCCCAGCUUUUGGGAAAUUUCGUUCUCGUCCUUUCCUUUUCGUUAAUUACCCCAGCUCUGCUACGCCCCGUUUUUGCUACUAGUUUUACAGAGCUGCGACAACCUUUAGAAUUUACGUUUAAAACUUGUAUGAUAGAAUUGGCUGGGGUUUGUUCUUUUCCGGAAGCAGAGUUUUGGGUGGAGGAGGUUCUCUAA
Messenger RNA from Meloidogyne enterolobii, 339 nucleotides. The record is from the annotation of a GenBank genome assembly. Lineage: Eukaryota; Metazoa; Nematoda; Chromadorea; Rhabditida; Meloidogynidae.